Eleginops maclovinus (Patagonian blennie) is the source of this 2399-nucleotide messenger RNA. RefSeq lists its product as uncharacterized. The transcript has 5 exons. NCBI's taxonomy places the organism in Eukaryota, Metazoa, Chordata, Actinopteri, Perciformes, Eleginopidae. Gene Ontology annotation, molecular function: zinc ion binding. The record is from RefSeq and is a predicted model, not a curated record. Bases 106 to 714 code for a protein of 202 amino acids.
AUCCGGCCAGUGAUCGGCAAGUCAGUUUCCGGUUAACUUCCGGCUUCAUCCGCAGCACCAUGAACUUUACUAGAUGUCUACAGAAUCUGCCAAGGAUAUCAAUAAAUGAUGUUCACCGUAUCGUGGACGCCCACUCCCCUGCUCCCAAGAACAAGAGGGAAAAGGGGUUUCGCCUCUAUAUCUCAAGUUACCUACACCAGUACGAGGGUGGUGCUGAAAGAUUCCAGUCCUGUGGAGCUGAUGCACCACAGCUGCACAUGUGUGGCUGGAGCAGCUUUAUGUAACCACUGUGUGGCUUUGCUGUUUCAAUCAGCCCACUAUUCUCAGCUCAAGUUGCCAGUGGUGCCCCCUGUGCUAAGCUGUACCGAGGGAGAGCAGCAAUGGCACAAGCCCAGAACUUUGGGUGUAAAGCCAGGCCCUGUGGAUAAGAUGGCAGUGCUAUCUGCGAAGCCAAAGUGUGGAGCAACAACAGAGGGUGUAAGAAGCACACUCUACAAAGCCCUCAGUGGGGAUUUACCUGAUCUCUCCGUCCUUCAGGUGUCAGAGGUGUUUAAGGACUUCUCCGCAGCUGAGGCUCCGAUGAUCUGCAGCAUGGGCAUCAGCUGUGAAAUUCCAGGUUCAGGCUGGAAGUGCAUUGUCCUAUCAGCAACCACCAACAGCCAAGAGAGACCUGUCCUUCCAUGCUGCUCCACCACCUCCAUCUCUGCCUCUUGAAGACUACCGCCUGCAGCCAUCCAGUUGCAUGUUCGUCUGUAGAGACUCACAACAGCUACACCUCAAAAGUCUGGAAGUCACUUGGGACAUGGCACACACAUUUGAGUGUGCUACCAGAGCACAAAGUUCAUGUGGUGAAUGGCAUCAGUUAAGCAGGCCUAGACUUACUGCCUCACGGUUCAGGGAGAUCUGUCAGGUCAGAGAAGGCGCCGAAGAGAGUCUGGCUGACCAGAUACUGCAGGGGACCCGCCAGACUUCAGCAAUGAAGAGGGGGCUUGAAAUGGAGGCAGAUGCCAUCUGGGAGUACUGUCAGAUGAAGAGGGUCAACCACUACCCCUGUGGAUUUGUAAUCCACCCUGACGCCCCUUGGAUGGGGGCAUCUCCAGAUGGGUUAAUUUUUGACACUUCUGAGCCAUGUCAGUUUGGUUUGAUUGAGAUGAAAUGUCCGAAUGUCAAAAGCUACAUUGACUGCCCAUAUCUCAAAAUGAAUUCAGGAAAAUUGGAGCUAAAAAAAACACAUGCCUAUUACUCACAAGUGCAAGGGCAAAUGCUAAUCACAGGAAUGAAGUGGUGUGAUUUUGUUGCAUCCACUGCGCUCGAAGGACGCGGUCCUUUGGAAAGCGGUGAAGCUUAUUUCACUAUUAUAGCGACUUGAUCCGGUGCAAAAUGGCACACAGCAAUGUUCGUUUGAGCCACCCUCCCUUUCCUGCAACUUAAAACUAUGCCUCACAUUGUAUUUUCUCUUUUUUCUGAGAGCUGAAGUCAAGUUAUUCCGUCCGUCCAUUUUUCCCGCUACCGUCACUGAAGCCGGAAGUUAACCGGAAACUGACUUGCCGAUCACUGGCCGGAUCGGAAGUACGUCACGGGGCUGGUGCACAGAGCCUAUUGCCCUCCUACGUACUUCCGCUCAAUUUUCAUUUCAUUUUCAUUUCGCUCUGUCUGGGGGUACGGACGAAUAUGCGUUCUUGUCUGUACUCGUGUGCUCGUGUUCUUGUGAAACGUCAUCUCUUGCUGCCCAAGUACUGUCCCAAACCCAAGUUCGCUUUCACCAAGAAUGGAUAAAGCUCCCGGAUGUAUUCCCGGAAAUGUUCUCGACACGCCCAUUUUACCAAGGAUGCAUCGGAUGCUAACUUAUGUUAACUCGGCAGCAAAUAUAUCCCAGCAUUCAUUUCGGCAUUCAAGCGAGGAGCGGGAAAUUACUCGACGCCAUUGAACAACGGUACGUUUUUACUAUUUUCGUAUGCUAUUUCAUCACUACAAAUUCACUUUGAGGCGAGAAAUCAAGGGUUUAGAUUUCAAAUAUUAGCAGUUUUACGAAAAUCGAUGGCGAAUUCAAAAUCUGCUUAAACGUUUUGGGAGUUGAGAAGCUCCACAAUUGUGUAUUGCGCAAUACCAGCAAGUACGCAUCGUCUCAAACCGCCAACAGCGCUCUGUGUGCUCUUCAACUUGCAAGUUCAAUUCUUCCAAGAACAACUCGCAGGAACGUUCUCCCCAAGUACACAAGUCCGUUCUUUGCAUUCUUGGUAUUGAGAAACGCCAUCAGUUUAGCUUAGCAAGGUGCCUGACGGAGCGAAAUGACCCGAAAGUACCCAAGUGACCGCCAUGAUAAGAGCUGUUCGAAUUUUCUAGAUCAGGGAUUCCCAAAGUGUGGUGGUGCGUGAGCUGCCAGCAGGGGGUGCGCGAGA